CGGAGUUGAGAAAAAAGAUUAAUCCAAUUAUUCAAAUAUGUCUGAUUAUCGUUCACAAUCUCGCGGCGGAGGACGCGGCGGUCAAGACUAUUCAAACGACGAUGAUCCGCCCAUGUCAAGACUCUUCAUCAUUUGCAAUAAGGCGCAUACAGAGGAUGAUUUCCGAGAGGCGUUCUCCGCUUACGGCGACAUUGAAGAUAUCUGGGUGGUUAAGGACAAGCACACCCAAGAGAACAAAGGCAUCGCCUAUGUGAAGUUCUCCAAAACCUCCGAUGCGGCAAAGGCGCAGGAGGAAAUGAAUGGCAAGACUAUCGGAAAAAUGGACAGAACCCUGAAGGUUCUGGUUGCCGCAAACCGCAACCAAGGCUCGAAUAAGUCUGAGAACGAGCAGGAAAAAUACUUAAGACUGUUCAUUGUAAUCCCGAAGACCGCAACCGAAGACGACAUACGGGACGAAUUUGCCCAAUGGGGCGAGGUUGAAUCCGUGACCAUUGUCAGGGAGAAGAACAAUGGCAAUCCUAAGGGAUUUGGCUACGUUCGCUUCACAAAAUUCUAUUAUGCUGCCGUGGCCUUUGAGAACUGUUCGCCCAAGUACAAGGCUGUAUUUGCCGAGCCCAAGGGCUCAACGCGUUCACAGCGUGAUCAAUACGGUCGUCCGGCCGAGGAUAAUCCCGUCUACAGCAAUCCUGGACGUGGGAGCUCGAGCUAUAAUAACAAUGGCGGCAGCAGUGGGGGCGGCAGCUUCAACAACGAUUGGAAUACUUCCACUAACAAUGACAUGUCCGCCUUCUUGCGCAUGCAAAAUGUGCCAGUUGCUCAACCGUCGUGCCUAGAGGUCACUGUCAGUAACUGCGUCAAUCAGGAUCAGCUUUGGCGUCUCUUCGAUAUUAUUCCCGGCUUAGAUUACUGUCAAAUCAUGCGCGAACAUGGACCACGUACCAAUGAAGCGAUGGUGGUUUACGACAAUCCCGAAGCGGCUAUCUAUGCAAAGGACAAACUACACGGACUGGAGUACCCUAUGGGCGAGCGCAUCAUUGUAAAAGUGAAUGGCAUGAGCUCUGCACGGAUGGAUACCUCAUUCAUUGACAGUACGAAAAAAGCUUCUAGGGAACGCACCAAAAAGGAUGCCAUAUGCAAUGUGCCCCUGCCUCCUGCCCAGCCUUUAGCAUCACCCGAUGCCCAAGUUGCCCAACGACUUUUCAUUGUGCUCUCUGCGAAUCUUCCACACUCCAUUCUGAAGAACAUAUUCUCGUGCUGGAAAGGGCUCAUCGAUGUAUAUUUGCUUCCCAACAAGAACUGUGGCUACGUGAAGUACGCAGAGUGUGAAAGUGCGCAAAGGGCCAUUCAUGUCCUGAACGGAGCUGAAAUAUGCGGCACGAAAAUAAAGGUUAUGGAAGCGGAAGAGCGAAGCGGAUCAGACGGUGACGAUGGCGGCCGGAAGCGUUUGAGACGCAAUUAAGUCCAUAAUUGGAAUGAGUGUGUGGUGCCAUGGUAUGAGGUAAGUCGUUAGUCUAUAAACUCGAUUUUAAAACUAUUUAAAUUAUGCAUACGCCUAACGCUUUUGUUCAGACAGUCUACUGAUUCGUAUUCGUACCAACACCCUGCGCACAAUGGGGGGGAUGGGCCAUUGACGAUGCGGUGCCUCUGACUGUGAACAUAAUAAGAACAAAACAUUUUUAUCUUUCUAUUUUCACAGACCCACUGACAACAAAAUGAACUUACAGAGAACUAUAUGUACGAGUACUUUACUAACUUGAGAAAACAGUCCAAUCAAACACAGUUCAACUGACCAACAACCAACAACCAAACAACAAAACACUCAAAACGGAAAGCAACAAGAACGCAGAACCAAAAACACAAGUGCAUUACUGCGAUACAGACUCGGAGAACGAGAACGCAGAACGCAGAACGUCGAACGCUGACCGGAGAACGGAGGACAAACAGCCAACACGAAUCCAACCGUACAAUUGACUCAUACAUACUCAAGUGGGCUCAUACAGAGUACUCGUAGAAAGACCCAGACCUUAAACGGAGCCAACGAAACCAACAAACCAACCAACCAAGCGCAAGCUUGUUAAACCAACCAACAGCUAGGGGACUAUCGGAUCUAUCCGCAAUACCGUUACGAAGCAAGCUACAAACCAUACACGAACUCUGUUUACCAUGUACUAUUUACUAACGUAUUACGACAUGAUAAAGAAACAAGAAAUUCAAUUCAA
Molecule: messenger RNA, 2219 nt
Organism: Drosophila persimilis
Lineage: Eukaryota; Metazoa; Arthropoda; Insecta; Diptera; Drosophilidae
Product: RNA-binding protein 45
Exons: 9
Coding region: 38-1459 (473 amino acids)
Molecular function (GO): RNA binding
Source: RefSeq, a predicted model, not a curated record